AUUCUGAGCCACAAACCCAAUUUGUUUCGUGGCGCAAAAAUGCCCCCAAUAGGCAGCAGCAGUAGUUCCUUUCCUUACUUCUCUUCUUCGACUCCACAACAUUAACCACCAAAUUUUCAGAACAAAAUCAAUUUCCACUUUCCUUGUUCACUUUUUAGUUACAGUUACGGAACACACAGGUACGUACACAAAAAUGGCGAAACUCACACUCAGAGCUGAGAGCUCGUGCUUAUUUUCACCCACCACAAGCUCACAGUCGCAGCCCUCAUCCUUCGUCUCCUCAUUCCGACGACGUCGUUUGCUUUGCUUCCCUCCAAAGAAUAAAUUGGAAUUCAGAGUUUUCUGCAGCAUUAAAGAGAAAGAAAGCAUCAAAGAAACUAAGAGACUGAAUGGAGUCCCCGUCGAUAAGGUCCAACGGGCGGGUUCGGGUUCUGAGGGUGAUUCGGGUCUGGAAAGCGGGUCUGGGGAAGUGGGUUUUGAUUGGAAUUGGCCUCCGUGGAAGAACAUACCUCGCAGAUACAAACUCAUCGGCACCACUUCGCUUGCCUUCGUUAUCUGUAACAUGGAUAAGGUGAACUUGAGUAUUGCUAUAAUUCCAAUGUCGCAUCAGUUGGGUUGGAGUUCGUCCGAGGCUGGAUUGGUUCAAUCUUCGUUCUUUUGGGGCUACGCGUUGAGUCAGUUGCCUGGGGGUUGGCUUGCCAAGAUAUUUGGUGGGAGAAAAGUUCUUGAGAUUGGAGUAUUAACUUGGUCAUUGGCUACAGCACUUGUCCCUCUUGUUGCUGGAUUUACACCUGGUUUAGUUGUUUCUAGAAUUUUGGUAGGAAUUGGAGAAGGCGUUUCCCCAUCCGCUGCAACUGACCUUAUUGCCAGGUCAAUACCUUUGGAAGAACGCUCACGGGCUGUAGCAUUUGUCUUUGGUGGUUUGAGUGUAGGAAGUGUUGCAGGGCUUCUUCUGGCUCCGCCCCUUAUCCAAAAUCUUGGCUGGGAAUCUGUAUUUUACAUAUUUUCCCUUUUGGGGAUUGGUUGGUAUGUGGGGUUUCAGUUUCUUGAAGGACAAGCCUCAUGGGUGGGUGAAUCAAUUCCACGGUCCCAGUCAACAGAUAUGAAGAAAACAUGGAGUACUAAUGAAUUGGGUGACUCAUUGAAGGAUGUACCAUGGAAGGAAUUUUUCCGAAAUCAAGCUGUAUGGGCAAUGAUAUAUGCUCAUUUUUGUGGAAGUUGGGGUCAUUAUACAUGCCUAGCAUGGCUUCCCACCUAUUUUAGUGAAGAGCUGAACCUGAAUUUGACAGAAGCUGCGUGGGUCUCUAUCCUUCCUCCAUUGGCUUCAAUCUUUGUGACAAGCAUUGCCUCGCAAUUUGCUGAUAACUUGAUUUCUAGUGGAGUUCAAACCACUACGGUUCGAAAAAUUUGCCAAACAAUUGCCUUUUUAUCUCCUGCAGCUUGCAUGACUCUUUCCUCUCUUGAUCUAGGAUUGCCUCAUUGGGAAGUUGUGGGGAUUCUAACUGGUGGUUUAGCCCUCUCAAGUUUUGCCUUGUCAGGAUUGUAUUGUACCCAUCAAGACAUGUCACCCGAAUAUGCAAGUAUACUUCUGGGUAUUACCAACACUGUUGGGGCCGUACCUGGAAUAAUAGGUGUUGCCCUCACUGGCUAUCUUCUUGAUUCAACUCAUUCAUGGAGUAUUUCAUUGUUCAUUCCAUCGAUAUUUUUCUACCUGACUGGUACAGUUAUUUGGUUGGUGUUUGCCAGCAGUAAGCCUCAAACCUUUUCAAAGACAGACUGACCUUUUUGUAGUUUGGUCUUCUUCUUUUUUCUUUUCUUCUCUCUUGAAUGAAGCUUCCAAAUUGAGGGAAUCUUCAUUCAAUGUAUCACUAGUUUCAUCUGUGGGAGGAAAUUAACUUAGCAUUCACCAUUUGGUUCAUUCUGUACGUCUAGAAGGAAAGCUAUACAUGUAUGUAAUCUUCCUUGUAAUACAAUCUUUUUUUUUCUUUUUUUUUUUGUAAUCAGAUAUUGUACAGCCGUUUAAGGUGUCACAACUUCACAUUGUAUAAUAUGUUUCGAAAGGUCAAAAGUUUGUCA
This is a messenger RNA of Prunus persica (peach), 2076 nucleotides long. RefSeq names its product probable anion transporter 6, chloroplastic. Bases 194 to 1780 code for a protein of 528 amino acids. Gene Ontology annotation, biological process: transmembrane transport. The record is from RefSeq and is a predicted model, not a curated record. NCBI's taxonomy places the organism in Eukaryota, Viridiplantae, Streptophyta, Magnoliopsida, Rosales, Rosaceae. Gene Ontology annotation, molecular function: transmembrane transporter activity. The transcript is spliced from 15 exons.